AUGACAUACCGAGGCGCGUUGCCUACGGGGCAGCCGGGCUUUCCGGACCAGCAGCAGCGGCGGUGGCAGGAUCACAAUCAUUUGUAUGGCGGUGAACCAGGCUACCAGGAAGGACAGUUCCAGCACCAGCACCAGCACCAGCACCAGCACCAGCACCAGCACCAGCACCAGCACCAGCAACCACCGUCGCCGUCGCCGUCGCAGCAGCAGCAGCAGCAGCAGCAGCAGGACCAUAUGGAUCAGAUGCAGCAGAUGCAGCAGCAGAUGCAGAUGCAAGAUCACCACGGCUUGUUUACCAACGGCAUGAAUGACCAGUACUACGCCCAGCAACAGCAAGGUCAAUUUCAUCCACAACAGCAGAAUCAAUAUGCCGCGAGGCAACAGGAGUACCUGCGUAUGCAGAUGGCGCGCCAGCAGCAGCAACCUCAGCCGGUGUCGCCUUUCGUAGGCGGCGCGAGCGGUGCUCAACUCCACAGUUUGGAUCAGUAUGCGCAGCGGCAAGCUCCAGCACAUCAACUGUCCAUGUGGCAGCAACCCCAUCAGCAAUACCCUGGGCACCCGUCUCCGAGGCAAAGCAUCAUGACACAACAACAGGCCCAGCAUUCCCAGGGCAUCCAGGGUAUCAUGCACGGGCAACACCCGCAGCACGCGCAGCAGCAGCCGGUGCCGGUGCCGGUGCCGGUGCCGGAUCCGAUGAUGCAGAGGAUGUAUCAACAGCACCAGGGCGCGCAGCAGCACAUGACGUCGCCGCAAAUACAUCAUCAGCCAUCUCCGUCACCACAGCCCAGGAAAUCGCCGUUGCUGCCAUCGCAGGCGCAGGUGCAGGCGCAGGUGCAGCGGAAGCAGUCGCUGCAAUCGCCAGCGGGAAUUCAAGCCAUGCAGUCGCCCAUACAACAACAACAACAACAACACUUGCCGCAACAUUAUCAUUCACCGCCUCCACCGCAAGCGCCGUUUCGUCCGCAGAACCAUGCGCAGUCACCACAACCGCACCAGCAGCCUCAACACCGGCAUCCUCCGUAUCACAAACUGCCUGCCCCGACUACACCUUUACCGCCGCAACCUCUCCCAGAACAAGCACCGGAUCCUGAUGACGAUGACGAUGACGAUGACGAUGACGAUGCCGAUGCCGAUGACGAUGCCGAACCAACGGUGCAAGAAAAGCAACAGUCACGUCCCGGCGCGCAUGGCCACGUGCUUCAACCGGUACCCGAACCUACGAUGACAGGAGAGCAACAACCACCCGUACUCGAGUUCGUCCCCGAACCCGAAAACGAACAAGCGUCGAACCCUGCAGUAGAAAUGCCGGUGCCGAUGCCGAUGCCGAUGCCCGAGCCACCGCCACAACCACAACCACCUAUACAAGAGCCUAUCAACUUUGUAAACCCUCAAGACAUAUUCAACGCCCCUCCACCUCCACCUCUACCGCGAUUGCCCAUGGCUGAUUUGCCCAUUCAGGGGCUGUCUGCAGAGCCUGCGCGCCCCCCGAACACAAUGAAUCCACCGAAUUCAAGUAUCGAGAUGCAAGCAUCUUCUGCGCCGCACCCCACCGCCGUAGGGAGCAUUCCCAAACCACCGACGCCAAAGCAGGAAGUGAAGAAGGAGCCAAAACAGGACGCCAAGUCCGAACCAUUGUCCCACAUAAAGUCAAGUCCACAGUCAUCCGUGACCAACUCACCGGCUCUCUCGACAAGGUCUCCAGCCUUUUCCAAGAAAUCGCCCGCUCCAAAAUCUCGACCUACGAACACGAUCCCCAUCAUGGUUGCCAUUGCCGAAGAGUGCCUAGAAAAAGCUCGCAAAUCGGUGCAUGACGUAGCCAUGUCUCUCGAUGCUUCUCAAGUCGACGAGUAUCAGAGAUUGAUCGCGACGAGCUUAUCAUGCUUGGAGGCAGCUAUGCAGAACAGUAAGCUUGCCCCUAGGGAAGAGGCUCGGUUACGAUUGAGGUACGCCGCCGUGUUACAGGAAGAGACGGAGAACUUGAUGGAAGCAGAGAUGGCACUUGGCAAAGGCAUCACCCUGUGUGACAAGCAUCGCCUGGUAGACAUGAAGUACUGCAUGCAGUAUCUGAUGCUCAAGGUCUUGUUUCAGCGCAACCACAAGGCAGCUUUGAAGGCCGUCGAUGGACACAUCUCCGAUUGCGAAGCGUUCAAACACGUGCCGUGGUAUUACGCCUUUCGUUUGUUGAAGUCGACAUUCUACAUGGCCAUGGGUAACGCGUCGGACGCUGCUGCAUUGGAGAACAUUAGGGCAGUGUAUCAUGUUGCUAACACCAGAGGCGACAAUGCUAUGAGAGUGCUCGCAUCUGUCCUGGAGGGCCUCACGCUGCUGAAAACCUCAAAGGAUAGCAGCAUUGAAAGAGUCAACUCGUGCAUUGCUCAAGCAGCCAAGUUCCAGUUUGAUCCUACCGUCAAGAUUGUGCAGCUGGAUAUCUUGAUUCUCAUACUGGACUUUGCCGCAGGCCUGUAUCAUUCGAGCCCUGAUACCACUGGUCAAAAGCUACGACUGCUGCAAACAAGACUCGAUGAAUGCGAAGGAUGGAAUAACGUCCAAUCUGAUUUCCACAUCCCGAUCAAGAGGCAACCAUACGGUGUCAGACUCAUCAGCGAUGAAACAUCUGCCAUACUCCGAGGAGGUGUCGAGGGGGAAGGGGAGUUUGAUUUUAUAGUCAUGUCAUUCAUGACGAAGGUGGAACUGAGAUCUCUUGUGCUUACGUUGAGCGGCUUAGCAAGCAUGCAUAAGCCCUCUUCGCAAGGUCGGCGAUCCACCGAAUUCUGGCUAGAAGGUGUUAGGAUUCUUGAUACUUGGGACGGUUUGACAGCAGGAAUUACCUACGGACCAUCGGUGUCACUAUCCACAGCUAUUCGACAACGGUUAUGGCGGACAGAUGCGCAAGCGUAUUUAUGUGUGCUGCUCGGUCUUCUAGCAGCGAGUCACUGCCAAUGGAACAGAGUGAAGCAGUUCAUGACGAGACUCGAGUCUCUCCUUACGUCGGCAACGCAACCCGCCGUUGCUCUUCUCUCAUCAUAUCUCACUGGCGUCUACAACCAAGGGACGGGCAACCUACAAGGGGCACUAGACGUCUUCCUCAGCCCGCAAUUCGACAUUCCCCAGUCAUCAAGCGGGGUCAGAGCCGGGCAGCGAGAAAUAGCCCUCCUGGCGGGGCUUAGUCGCCUUUGGAUCAUGCAGCAUCCCAGCUGUCGGAAUGAUCAGCAGACGCAGGAUCUCAUCGAGCAGCUGCAGCCGUUUUGCGCAGACCACUGGAACAUUGAUCUUCGGACAGCAUGGCACAACGGAAUCGCUGCGCUGGAGACGGACCCCCCCCAGCAACUCAACCAGCAAAAGCAGCACAUCCAAGCCGCAAUGUCUGGCUCCAAGGUGACCAACAACAUCCUCGGGGCGGCCGUGACGCUGUGCAUCAUGCGCAGCCGGUUUUUCGAAAACGUCAUCGGAGAGCAGGCACUCAAGAGCGCCCGCGCGGCAUCCAAGCAAGCGCAGCGAAGCGGCAACAUGCUAUGGCAGAGCGUGGCAGACGGCAUGCUCGCGCAGUCGUACGAAGUUCAAGGCCAGCGAGAAGAAUCUAGCAAGGAGUGGCAAAAGGCCACCCGGGAGGCUGGGGAUGCAUUUUCUGGGAGUUUGUGA
Ustilaginoidea virens is the source of this 3639-nucleotide messenger RNA. RefSeq lists its product as uncharacterized. Gene Ontology annotation, biological process: mitotic sister chromatid cohesion; maintenance of mitotic sister chromatid cohesion. Gene Ontology annotation, cellular component: SMC loading complex; chromatin. Gene Ontology annotation, molecular function: double-stranded DNA binding. The record is from RefSeq and is a predicted model, not a curated record. Lineage: Eukaryota; Fungi; Ascomycota; Sordariomycetes; Hypocreales; Clavicipitaceae. Bases 1 to 3639 code for a protein of 1212 amino acids. The transcript is spliced from 5 exons.